AAUGAAAUGAUAUUUCCAUUCAGGCCGAGCCAACCAAGCCGAGGGGACGCCAGUGAGAUAAAGCCAGGAUUUGGCUUUUCAAGUGCUUUGUUAUGGGGAGCUAUCUUUGGGGCCUUCGGUCUGGCGCCCCUCCCUUUGACUACGACUAAAAAUCCCGGGCUUUUUAGUUUCUUUGUCCCUGUCAGGAUGGACCCGAGUCCUUCGUCCGGUUGGGAGGGGACAUUAUCCCCACCAGAGACAGCUGUUCGGACAGAAGUGAUGGAACCUCAUGGUGAGGAAACCUCCCGGGUUGGGAAGGACGUACAUCACGGUUCCUUCCAGCGUGUGGUGUGGUGUUGUACUGGGGCGGAGGAAGAGGUACCUUGACUUGACUCUACUGUCCCUGGAUGAACCUCCAACCAAGGGUACCAAAGAACUGGAAGGGCAAAAGAAGAGCCAGAGGGCGAGAGAGACAAAGUGGGCACUUGGGAGGUAGUAGCAGAAAAGCAACAACCUGAACAACCUGAACCUGUUCCUUUUUUUGCGAGGUGAGUCAGCAGUAGGGGCGAGAAAUGGGCCCUUCCAGAGCUCAUUAUUCUGGAUGAUUGAUUGCCUUGUUGUUUUUGGGACCUCAUUUCACAUGUUUGGGCAGUUCGAUAAUAAUACGCCUUUCAGUUAAGUCAGUAGCUACCUGGAGAGCUACUACUUAGUUGAACCCGGGGACCUAAGUGCCUAAUUGUUUUACCUUUUUACUUUUUUUGCCCCCUCUCAAGACCCUCCCUGGUAAAGACAAACUGCCACCUAUCGACUAGUUGCAUAGAGAUGGCUAUACAGGUUUAUUGUUUCAAUCCUGGAGCCAUUUUAGCUUUCCU
Molecule: messenger RNA, 851 nt
Organism: Aspergillus welwitschiae
Lineage: Eukaryota; Fungi; Ascomycota; Eurotiomycetes; Eurotiales; Aspergillaceae
Exons: 1
Coding region: 7-366 (119 amino acids)
Source: RefSeq, a predicted model, not a curated record